GCUGCACACAGAUCUACAUUUUUAUUCAUUUUAAUUCAUCUCAGAGUUUCCAGCAUGUCGGCUCCCGAGAGGCUGCAGGAGAUUUUUAACAACAGCACUGAGAAAAACACCACCGGAGCAAAAGACUGGACUGAGGUGUAUGAAGCCGUCAGGUGGAUCCAGCUCGUCAUGGCUCUGCUCAGUGUUCUGGGUUCAGGCUCCAUCAUCGUCUGUCUGAUGUUACAGAGACUCAGCCGCACGCCCGAGCUGCAGCCUCUGUUCCUGCUCAGUGUGUCCGAUCUGCUGCUCGCUCUGUGCUGGCUGAUCGCAGCCGCUCUGUUCUCUCAACGCUGCAGCAGCCUGAACACACACUGCUACCACUUGCACACUGUGGAGCAGGCUCUCUACAUGGCCUCCUUCUUCUACACACUCAACUAUGUGUUUGACCUCUACACCGGGAUCAGAGAGAAGUUCUACAGCUGCAUGAAUGGAUUCAUACAGGUUUCCAACAGAGUGAGCACCGCCGGUAAAAUCACUGCGCUGCUUUCAGGUCUGUUUCCUGUGCUGCUGAUGACGCCUGUCUUUAUACUGGGAGGCAUCAACCACUGUCAAACCAACUUCAGCCAGCCCUACAGGUGUCUGCUGAUGCACACCGGAGCGCUGUUUCUUACCUCAGAGCACCAGCUGCCAAUGGGACCCUGCAGAAGGCUGCACUCCUUCCGCAUCGCCAUCUUCCUCGGCACCUUCCUCCUCACACUUCUCAGCAUCACAGUGCUCGUGGUUAAAGCCCGUCGCAUUUACAGGCGGGUUGUGACGGCAAACGGUUACCUAGGCAACCAGCAGCGGGCCUCCUUCCGUGUGAUGGAUCGGCGGAUGCUCCUGUACCCGCUGGUCUUUGUCCUCUGUUGGGGUCCAGCGGUGGGUCUGGCAUUUCUUCGGGUGGUGAAGCCCUCAGCAGGUCAGGGCGAGGCCUGGGUCGCCCUCUACAUAUCUCAGGCUUUCACCUCGGCCUCUCAGGGUUUCCUCAACUGUCUGGUCUACGGAUGGACUCGUGCACGUCUCCGGCAAGCUGGCAAGAUGGUUUUAUCUCGAGACGCUGACACUCAGACACCUCUGCUGAGAUCUCAGAGGAACAGAGGCUACCAAACACUCCGCACUGGCUGAAAGACGCAGGGGAGAAGUGACAGUGAAACUGAAAGUGAAACUGAGCAGGUGCAGCAAAGACUCAAGCGAUAAGUCUGAACUUUCACUUUCACUGACAGGGGAAAACACCACAGCUGAGCGUCUACAGGGGACAAAGACUUCCACCUCUGAUCCUGAACCACUGACGUGAGAAAAAAGGGAAGAAGAAGAAGCAGGGGGACUUUACGUUGAGAAAUACAGAGACAAAGAAAACAGGAUUUGAGAAGGAUGUGACUGCAUUGACUCUGAACUGACAGACCUCACAGGUGGUUUGUUUUAAUGUCACUUUCCAGGUCACAUGACUCCUGUGGGUCAGUGUCUGGAGGUCCAUUUAGCAGGUUAUUCAUCCGAAGCUGAGCUGAAAAAGGACAAAAAGAAAAUAUAUUUUACAUUUAUAUUUGUAAUGCAUUAGAGGUAGAAAGUGAUUUUACAGUUUACAUGAACCAGAGAAAAGAAGCACUUCAUUUGUUUUAAUAUUCAAAGGCCACUAAACUUUCAGAUUAAUAUUAAGACAAAAAGUGCAUUGGAUAUGUGGUUGUGUCAAGUUUGAUACUAUUGUUGAAGCCCAGCGCUGCUCUUAUCCUGCAGGUUACAUAAAGGUUAAAGGGAUUUAGGGCCUGAGUUUAAACAAAGAAAGCUGGUUUAUACAUUUUGUGAUAACUGAAGCAACCUGAAUUUCUUUUUAUAGGAUGCUUGGUAGUGAUUAAAGCUGGGUGUGCAGUUUUAUUUUGGUGUCACUGGGUAAAAGUCCCAUAAUAAACUGAGCUUAUUGUAAUUCAAAUGGUCUGAGAGAAAACUAGACUUCUGCUCCUCCUCUUGGCUCUGUUUUCAGGCUUAAUGAAGUCUAGCUGUGAUGGGAGACUCCAAAAUCACAAUCACGGGUCAUUUCAGAGAGGUGGUGUUCUCCACACCAGCAGGCAGCGGUCAUCUGUUUUCUUUAUUAAAAGUGAAACCGGAAGACUAACAGGACGGAUCAAAGACGCCAGUAGGCACAUUAACAACAUAACUUGAAGUUUAUAGAACAGAGCAUAUUUACCAUGAAAUGUUUCUGAUACAGAGCUCAGUGGCUAAAAACAUAAUCAUACCUAAUACAACAAGUUUGUUUUGGUCUCACUCCCUCUUGACUUAAGCUGUUUGUUUACUUUCCUCACUUCUGUUUCUCUUCUCGUGUGACAGUCAGAGGGAUUUCAUUCAACAUGCUGAAUUGGCUGACAGAAAGCCGACAAGGGACGUACUGCAAAGACAAGGGCAACAGAUGCUCACCGAUGGCCCGAAAUUGACCAACGGUUGAUCGUUGGCUUGUUGUGUCAGAGCCUUUAGACCUUGCACUGUUGCUGGCUGCCAGCCCGCUGUGACACCCGGUACUGAGGGAUUUUUGCUGGGUGAAUUUGAGCCGCUAAAGCUGCCAACCAAAGGUCCGUCUCUGGAGCUGCUGCAGGGGACCACAUCUGGUGGGAGGGGCUUAGGACAGAGCUGCAGGAUGAGGGUCUAUUUUCAAAUUCUGCCAUUGUUUUGCAUUUCACAAAUUUGUGGUCACUGAGCUUUAAGUUUGUUUUUUCUGUCAGUACUGGCUGUGUUACUUUUGUCAUGUUGGUUAAACCUCUGCAUGAUUUCUGCUUCCCAAAGAUUUCAAAGUGUUGUGCGGCAGAAACAUUUUUUACAGUUGUUUGACUCAGCACCUGAAGAAGAUUCAUAGUACAUGUGUUUUGCACACUGAUUGGUUAAAGCUCUGCAGUCACGCUACUGAAUGGACUCAACGUUUACAUUCUGAGCUGUUUGUUUCCUUUUGUUUGGUCAAAUUAUAAUGAAAGUAUCUUCAGUUAUGAAAAUGAUUUUUGUGUGUGACAGAUUUCAGUAAAGCAGAGACAGCAGUUCUGUUGUGACUUGACACGAUGAAUGAAAGGAGCCUUCAACUGUCAGAAUCUACAGAAAUGACGAGGACGUGUUUUCCCUCUUGGUUGUCGCCCUGCGUUGCUGCAGACCAACCGUGCAGAAAUACAGUGAGGCCAUCACACCACAUGAUCACCGCUUCCCUCACAGAGACGCUGGCGCCUGACGCACAAGCCUGACCUCACUCAUUAUGUGAUGCGGUGUCCAGAGGGGGGGACUCCGCUUCCCCCCACCAAUUCUCUUGCUGUGGGCAUUUCGCCAGAAUCUACAGGAGAACAAUGAAUUUCCUCUUCAAUCAGACUUCAGCUUAACUGAAAUACUGAAGAUGAUAAUGUCACUGCAGGAAGCUGUCCGUGCAGAUAAAUCCAAAUUGAAAUCAGUGAAAUGAGAUGUCAACCUUUUGUGUGUGGUCUCUGCAAAACAGAAAACUAUUCAUUCAAAUGAACCUCGAUUAACAUCAGAUAUCAAGAUACUGUGGAAGGUACAAAACAUCCAGUGAUAAUAACAAAGUGACAGCAGCUGUACUAAAAGUUUUA
Molecule: messenger RNA, 3587 nt
Organism: Epinephelus fuscoguttatus (brown-marbled grouper)
Lineage: Eukaryota; Metazoa; Chordata; Actinopteri; Perciformes; Serranidae
Gene: tmem116
Product: transmembrane protein 116
Exons: 11
Coding region: 55-1143 (362 amino acids)
Biological process (GO): adenylate cyclase-activating G protein-coupled receptor signaling pathway
Cellular component (GO): plasma membrane
Molecular function (GO): G protein-coupled receptor activity
Source: RefSeq, a predicted model, not a curated record